UUCAUCAGUGGAAAAUGUUUUAAAACAUCAAAUGUGCUAAAAGUUCAUCGGAGAACACACACAGGAGAGAAGCCUUUCUUCUGCUCUGACUGUGGGGCGAGUUUCUCUCAUCUGGGCACCUUAAAAAUACACCAACUUAUACACACCGGAGAGAAGCCUUACGUCUGCUCUGACUGUGGAAAAUGCUUCAAAACAUCAGCUGAGCUAAAAGUUCAUCAGAGAACACACACAGGAGAGAAGCCGUAUUACUGCUCUGACUGUGGAACUAGUUUCUCUAAAUUUUCCCACUUAAAAACACAUGAACGAAUACAUACAGGAGAGAAGCCUUACGUCUGCUCUGACUGUGGGGCGAGUUUCUCUCAUCUGGGCACCUUAAAAACACACCAACGUAUACACACAGGAGAGAAGCCUUACAUCUGCUCUGAUUGUGGAACUAGUUUCUCUCAACUUUCCCACUUAAAAACACAUGAACGUAUACACACAGGAGAGAAACCUUACGUCUGCUCUGACUGUGGAAAAUGCUUCACAACAUCAACUCAUCUAAAAGUUCAUCAGAGAACACACACAGGAGAGAAGCCUUAUUACUGCUCUAAAUGUGGAAAACGUUUUAAAACAUCAAAUGAGCUAAAAGUUCAUCAGAGAACACACACAGGAGAGAAGCCUUAUUACUGCUCUGACUGUGGAAAACGUUUUAAAACAUCAACUCAGCUAGAAGUUCAUCAGAAGACUCACACAUGAGAGAAGCCUGCUUACGUCUUCUCUGAUUAUUGGGUGAGUUUCUCUCACCAUAGCAACUUAACACACCAAUGUAUACACACAGGGGAGAAGCCUUACUCCUACUCUGUGGAGGGGUGGGAGUGUAAGUCAAACGUCUAGCCAAAGGCUGCGUGUUUGAAUCUCAUCAAGGAGGACUUAAGCAUUUUAGCUAAUUAGCAACUUUGAUAUUUUUUUACUUAUGUCAGCAUGUUAGCUUAGCAUGCAACUACUUAGCAUGUUAGCUAAUCUUUCCCCUGAACCAAAACUCUACCUUAAACCCCUCACCCCUAACCUAGCUAACGUUAGCAACAACACAUUGGAAUUCGUAACAUAUCAUACAUAUUACAAGUUCGUAACAUAUUGUAUGAAUAGCAAUGCGUAACAUAACAUAUGAAUUGUAAUUCUUAACAUCUGAUAUGUCCUACAAGUCGUAUUAUACUGAACAACAAUCUAAACGCAACAAUUUCAAAGAUUUACAGUUUUUAUAAGGAAAUCAUUCAAUUGAAAUAAAUGAGGCCCUAAUCUAUGGAUUUCACAUGACUGGGCAGGGGCUCGGCCAUGGGUGGGACUUGGAAGGGCAAAGGCCCACUUGGGACCCAGGCCCAGCCAAUCAGCAUGAGUUUUCCCCCAGAAAAGGUCUUUAUUCCAGACAGAAAUACUACUCAGCCCCCCUCAGACAGAAGGUCCAGGGCUGCCGUGGUUACAUGUGAUCUGCAGUUGUGAGGCCGGUUGG
Salvelinus namaycush (lake trout) is the source of this 1489-nucleotide messenger RNA. RefSeq names its product gastrula zinc finger protein XlCGF17.1-like. The annotation marks the transcript as partial. Gene Ontology annotation, biological process: regulation of immune system process; regulation of cytokine production; negative regulation of transcription by RNA polymerase II. The record is from RefSeq and is a predicted model, not a curated record. The transcript is spliced from 3 exons. NCBI's taxonomy places the organism in Eukaryota, Metazoa, Chordata, Actinopteri, Salmoniformes, Salmonidae.